Molecule: messenger RNA, 1113 nt
Organism: Carlito syrichta (Philippine tarsier)
Lineage: Eukaryota; Metazoa; Chordata; Mammalia; Primates; Tarsiidae
Gene: CPLANE2
Product: REM2 and RAB like small GTPase 1
Exons: 5
Coding region: 1-753 (250 amino acids)
Molecular function (GO): GTP binding; GTPase activity
Source: RefSeq, a predicted model, not a curated record
AUGCUUCCCUCACACUUGGAUGAGCCUCCUCCAGCACUGAGUGUGCACCCAGGGCUAGAGGAGGUUUCAGGGCUGCUUGAGCGCCCGGUACUGCCCCCACCUGUGGCCGUUGACACUGCCAGCUACAAGAUCUUCGUGUCCGGGAAGAGUGGUGUGGGCAAGACGGCACUGGUGGCCAAGCUGGCUGGCCUGGAGGUGCCCGUGGUGCACCAUGAGACCACCGGCAUCCAGACCACCGUGGUGUUUUGGCCGGCCAAGCUGCGGACCAGUGACCGUGUCGUCCUGUUCCGCUUUGAAUUCUGGGACUGCGGAGAGUCUGCGCUGAAAAAGUUCGAUCACAUGCUGCCGGCUUGCAAGGAGAAUGCCGAUGCCUUCCUCUUUCUCUUCUCCUUCACUGACCGUGCCUCCUUCGAAGACCUUCCUGGACAGCUGGCCCGUGUAGCCGGCGAGACCCCUGGUGUUAUUAGGAUGGUCAUCGGCUCCAAGUUUGACCAGUACAUGCACACGGACGUGCCAGAGCGCGACCUCACGGUCUUCCGACAGGCCUGGGAGCUGCCCCUGCUGAGGGUGAAGAGCGUGCCGGGGCGGCGACUGGCUGAUGGGCGCACGCUGGAUGGGCGGGCUGGGCUGGCUGACAUUGCCCACGUGCUCAAUGGCCUCGCUGAGCAGCUGUGGCUCCAGGACCAGGUGGCAGCUGGCCUGCUUCCCAACCCCCCCAAGAACACCCCUGGGGGAAAGGUGGUGACAUCAUGAGUGGGCGCCUGUGACCCCCACCCCCAACCCUUAGGUGACCCGGGUGGAAGAUAGGAUCUGUGGCCUAAGGCUGGGGCAGAAUUUUUCAUCCCAUCCUGAGGACUGGCCAGAGAGGCCCAGGCAUGGAGGACACAGCCUGAGGAGGCCCCUGCCCAGGACCCUGUCUUUACAGAACUCAUGGUGGUGGGUCCCGGGAACACAAGGCCCCCCACUGCCCUGCCCCUUCGGCAGCCCCCGUGGAGGGUGACUGGGGAUGGGGUGCCGCAGAGGGCCCUGGGUCUCCGGUGACUUCAGUGAAGAGCUUGUGUUGGAUGGGGUGGAACCAUCUGGUGUAACAGAUAAACCCUGGCAUCCAUAGAA